Molecule: messenger RNA, 1545 nt
Organism: Cetraspora pellucida
Lineage: Eukaryota; Fungi; Glomeromycota; Glomeromycetes; Diversisporales; Gigasporaceae
Source: the annotation of a GenBank genome assembly
AUGGAACUUGAAUAUAUAAAAGAAAAUUUAUUCAUUAUUGAAGAUAAAGAUAUAAAGAUUGAUGUGAAAGUAUUAGAAUUUGAAAAAAUUAUAUCAUGUUGUAAUUCAGAUUCUAAUCUUUUGAAUGAAAUAAUUUUAAAUGAAGAUCUUUUAAAUCAUUUAAUCGAUGCUACUGAUUUGUUUGGAAAAGAUAUUAAAUAUGGACCUAAAGAUAUUACUGUCAUAAAAUAUAGAGAAUGGUUAGAUAAUAACUUUUUUUCAGAAAUAGCAACAAAGAAAAAGAUGUUUGUAAAAAGAGAUGUAUUUGAUGAGUUGAUGAGAGAAUGGUGUAAAAAGAAUAUUGAAAUUACAUUUAAUUGGGAAUCUCAAGAUAUUUUGUUAUUUAAAAAUUUAUUAGAUAUUAUUGAAAAUGAUAAUGAAUUUAUAUUAUUUCUUGAAGAAUAUAGAAAUAAUAAUUUAUUAAGUUUUUUAGAUAAUCUUAGAUUAAUAUCUGAAAGAACAAUGCAUGAUGGUUUUAAUAACUUUAAAGAAUCUUUACAAACACAAGAAAUUUCAUAUGGAAGUUCUUAUUAUAAAGCUCAUAGUCGAUUUACUAUUGAAUAUAUUAUUCCAAAAAAUAUUUUUUAUAAAAGAUAUUAUAAAUUUCCUUACUUUAUUGAAAAUAUUAAUAAUAAGACAGUAUUUGAAGUUAAAAGUAUUUUUAAUUUUAACAAAAAAUUCAUAAUUGAUUAUGAUAUUGGAUCAUUAAAUUUUUGGAAAUUGGGAGAAAUUAAUGAAGACUGGGUUCAUUGUCAUGAUUUGAGUUACCAUUUUACUGAGUUGGUUUUAAAAAAAUUACUUUUAUUUAAAUAUUUGAAAAAUAAACAUAAUAAAAUUAGAGAUAUUUAUAAUAAUUUAUUUCAUAAUUUUAAUAGUAAUACUUUAAUAACAUUAUGGAUAAAAACAUUGAAAAUUUUAAAAACAAUAAAAAUAUCUGAAAAUAUAUAUUUAAAAGAAAUUAAAAUGAAUAACGAAAUGAAAGAAAAAAUCUACUAUCCUGUAGUGUUUUAUCUUUAUGGACCUUCAGGAAGUGGGAAAACUAGCUGGGUCAAAGAAUUGUUUGGAAAUGAAUUAUAUGAAAAAUCAAUAAAAGCAAAAUCAGGUCUUGAUUAUUGGAUUAAUUAUGAAGGACAAGAUAUUGUGUUAUUAGAUGAAUAUAAUACAAAAAUUAAUUGGAUUUCUUUGAUUGAAUUAUUAAAUGAUAAUAAUGUCAUUAUUGAAAUCAAAACAGGAAAAUUUGUUCCAUUCAAUGCAAAGUAUAUUUUUAUUACGAAUACAAAAAAUCUAAAUGAAAGUUAUGGUUAUCGAUUUCUUAAAAAUUAUUUAACUUAUAUUAUUGAAUUUAAAGGAAAAUGGGAUAGUGAUAUAGAAAAAAGAACUACUGAAAUUGUAUUUCAUAAAGAAUGUUAUUUUAGGCAAAAAUUUCCAAAACAUGUGGAAAAAUAUCUUUUGGAUUACCCUAAAUCCAAAUCAUUAUCUGAAUAUAAAGAUAAAAUUAAUAAUUAA